Emiliania huxleyi CCMP1516 is the source of this 879-nucleotide messenger RNA. RefSeq lists its product as hypothetical. The record is from RefSeq and is a predicted model, not a curated record. The annotation marks the transcript as partial. The transcript has a single exon. NCBI's taxonomy places the organism in Eukaryota, Haptophyta, Isochrysidales, Noelaerhabdaceae.
CCAAUAGUGCUCCUGCUACCCAUCAUGAUCCUCUUCAUUCCCGCUCCCGUGUGCAUCAUGACGCAGACGGCGGCGCGGAUCGAGAGGGAGGUCCAGCGCGUGGACGCAGUCUGUCGGGCGCAGGAGAUGCGCGGCGUCACGUUCCGGGCUGAGAAAGUGGCCACUGGCGUCACCGUUGGCCGCCGCCGCCAGCACGUCAACAACGACUUUGGCCUCGUCGUGCGUCUCACCGCCGGCGGGGCCACCUCACGGGCCUAUGGAGCUUCUGCGAUGCCAUUUGGCGUCCCGACCGGCGGCGCCGCGCCAUUUGGGCAAACCAUCCCUUCGGUCCAGGCGACCGCCGUAAACGCGAGCGUGCCAGUCGUGCACGCGAGCCCCGUCGCGGUGGCCGCGUCGAGCGCUAGUCCCUCCAUUGUGGACCAACUUAACUCGCUCACGUCGCUCUACCAGUCGGGCGCGCUGUCUGCGAGCGAGUUCGAGGCCGCCAAGGCGCGGCUGCUGGACAACGACAAGACGCGGCUCAUGAAUGCGGGGUUCUGAUGCACUCGACCGACCAGCGUGUCCUGCUUCUCGGUGUCGAGCCGCGCGUUGAGACUGCCGCGCGUCCGCCGGCCGGAGAGGUGGGCGUACAGCGAGGCGAGGUCGCCGGCGGCGAUGUCGGCGAGCAGCGUGGCGGGCGGGCUCGCGGCGGGUGCCAUAUCACCGAGUCGAGACGCAGCGGCUACGUCAGAGGACCACAGGCACCAGGGCGGUGUGUGUUAUAGUGUAUCGCACGGCGCCAGCGGACGGCUCUCUGUCUGGGGCGGGGGCUCGAGAGCGCGUCGGAGGGCGGACCUCCCCUCAAGGCGUACGCCAGACUGCCCAACAGGGCGUCCACAC